This is a messenger RNA of Choloepus didactylus (southern two-toed sloth), 2398 nucleotides long. RefSeq names its product cyclin G1 (gene CCNG1). Gene Ontology annotation, biological process: regulation of cyclin-dependent protein serine/threonine kinase activity; mitotic cell cycle phase transition. Gene Ontology annotation, cellular component: nucleus; cytoplasm; cyclin-dependent protein kinase holoenzyme complex. Lineage: Eukaryota; Metazoa; Chordata; Mammalia; Pilosa; Megalonychidae. Gene Ontology annotation, molecular function: cyclin-dependent protein serine/threonine kinase regulator activity. The coding region runs from base 223 to 1110 and encodes 295 amino acids. The transcript is spliced from 7 exons. The record is from RefSeq and is a predicted model, not a curated record.
GUCAGGCGCGGCCCCUUCUGCUCCGAGCUGAGCCGGGGAGAGGGUAGGCUCCUCUCAGCGGCGCUGCGGAGACCUCAGCCCAGGACGCUGCCCCUCCCCGGGCCUCUCCCCUCUUGCCCACGAGUCCCCACAGUUCGUAGGCCUCUCGGAUCUGAUACCGUGGGGUGAGGUGCGAGCAGGCCCGGGGAGGGUGAUUGCUGAGGAGCCGCUAUCGCGAUCAAGAUGAUAGAGGUCCUGACAACAACUGACGCUCAGAAACUGCUACACCAGCUGAAUGCCCUUUUGGAACAGGAGUCUAGAUGUCAGCCAAAGGUCUGCGGCUUGAGAUUAAUUGAGUCUGCACACGAUAAUGGCCUCAGAAUGACUGCAAGGCUAAGGGACUUUGAAGUAAAAGACCUUCUUAGUUUAACUCAGUUCUUUGGCUUCGAUACAGAGACAUUUUCUCUAGCUGUGAAUUUACUGGACAGAUUCCUGUCCAAAAUGAAGGUACAGCCUAAGCACAUUGGGUGUGUUGGACUGAGCUGCUUUUAUUUGGCUGUAAAAUCAAUUGAAGAGGAAAGAAAUGUCCCAUUGGCAACUGACUUGAUCCGUAUAAGCCAGUAUAGGUUCACAGUUUCAGACUUGAUGAGAAUGGAAAAGAUUGUACUGGAAAAGGUGUGUUGGAAAGUCAGAGCUACUACUGCCUUUCAAUUUCUGCAACUCUAUUAUUCACUCAUUCAAGAGAACAUGCCAUGUGGAAGGAAAAACAGCCUUAAUUUUGAAAGACUAGAAGCUCAACUUAAGGCAUGCCACUGCAGGAUCAUAUUUUCUAAAGCAAAGCCUUCUGUGUUAGCAUUGUCUAUCAUUGCAUUGGAGAUCCAAGCACAGAAGUAUGUAGAGUUAACAGAAGGAGUAGAAUGCCUUCAGAAACAUUCCAAGAUAAAUGGCAGAGAUUUGAUCUUCUGGCAAGAGCUUGUAUCCAAGUGUUUAACUGAAUAUUCAUCAAACAAGUGUUCCAAACCAAAUGUUCAGAAGUUGAAAUGGAUUGUUUCUGGGCGUACUGCACGGCAACUGAAACAUAGUUACUACAGAAUCACCCACCUUCCAACAAUUCCUGAAACGGUUCCUUAAUUGGAUUAUUACAGCAACAAUAUCUCCUCUCUGAAGCCUUUUUCCACUACCCUGAGCUAUGGAUUCAUUAGUGUUAUAACAGAUUUAAGCUGUGAAGUCUUGAAAUAUCACAACUAGAUUAACAUUGAUGUUCUCAGACUUGGGAAAACUGCCUGCUUAAUAUUAUGCUACAGAAUUGUUUAGAUUUGAAUUCAUCUAUGAAGCCUACAAAUCAGCUAACAGCAUACAUACAAGCCUGGGAAGAUAAACUGUGAAUCUUCAUUUCUAACAUUGAUCCAAAUUUCUAUAUUGGAUCAAUAUAUGUAUUUAGAUGGUACUGAAAUUGGUAACCUACUUAAGUCUCAUUUUAAGUGUGUUUUUUAAAUUGUGAGGUGUAUAUCAAAACCAACUUUCACAUGCACUUUUCAGGCAUAACAGAGUACUAUUCUAGGCAGUAUAAAUGAUUUCUUGGUACUCACAAUGCCAAGUGAUGGAUAUUCCAUAGAUGUGGAUUUAUUACUACAUGGCAAUUACAUUUAAAUUUAAAGGCAUUUUAUAUAAAGCAAAAAAUACAGUCCUGGUAAGCUUGGCAUAUUCAUUAAGUUAUUGUUAAUAUUUUUUCUAGAACACAGGUGAUGUUUAUAUCCAUGAUAAAAAUUUUUAUAUAGAAUCUAUUGCCUCAGUCUAAUCCCAUCGAGAAAGUCAGCUUCUCUUGUAACAAAAUAAAUUAUUACUCUUGUAACAAAAAAAAAAAUUACUUGCUUUACCCCACCAAAGCAAGUAGAGGCUAAAUUAACACUCUAGAGGUUUUCAACAAGGACCACUUAUAUAAAAUUGCCAUUCUUUAAUUUAGAUUAGUUUAAAAGGAAGAGAGUACACUUUGAGUAAUGCCCAUACUGUGCCAAAACAAAGUCUUAAGGAGAUCCCUCAAAAUAGGUAAUGUUCAGGAUUUUCCAUGUAAUCAGUGAAUGUAAGGUCGGCAGUAUUAAAGUUGCCAUUGUAACAGUCAGUCAGUGCAAAUGUGUAGCCUGGGUCCAACUAGAAUAGCUGUUCCAAUUCAGAUUUACUUUUGACAUCAUGUUAUGGAUAUAUACUGAAAAAUAAACCAAAGAACUACAGUAAUGCCUAAAAAGUUAUACCUAACUUUUGUAAACUAUGUUUGUGGAUAACUAUUCAGUUUUCCCAAAUGAGUGAUACAUUUCAUUUUGAAUACAUCGGUGUUAAUUUUGAGUUGGCAGAGACAACCUAACAAACUACCAUUGUGUCUGGUACUAAACAAUAUACCUUUCAAUAAAAUUACUGAAAUGGA